Podarcis lilfordi (Lilford's wall lizard) is the source of this 21933-nucleotide messenger RNA. Lineage: Eukaryota; Metazoa; Chordata; Lepidosauria; Squamata; Lacertidae. The record is from the annotation of a GenBank genome assembly.
AUGGCGGCGGCGGCGAGGAUCCUGGUCUUGCCCUCUCCCCGCUGCCUGUGGGACGAGCCGGUCCAGGUGAAAGUCGAGGGUCUGGGGCCGCUGCAGGAGGUGACGCUGCGAGCAUCCUUGGUGGACGAGAGCGGCGAGCUUUUCCAGUCGCUCGCCUACUACCGGGCGGGCAGCAGCGGCGAGCUGGACCUCAGCCGCUCGGCGUCACUGGGCGGCAGCUACUCCGGCGUGGAGCCCAUGGGGUUGCUGUGGUCGCUGGCAUCCCAGACGCCCUUCAAGCGCCUGGCCAAGAGGGACGUCCUCAGCCCUUUCCGCGUCACCUACGAGGUGCUGGACGGGCGCGGAGUCUCCGGGCGGCUCCUCGGCGAGUGCUGCAGCGAGAGGAGCUUUCUGGCCGACGGCGUGGAGAGGAUCCCGGUGCGAGAAGGCAGGCUCCGAGCCACCCUCUUCGUGCCACCCGGUGAGCGUCAUUCCUCCCCCCCCCCGAGGGUGACGAGGUUGCCACGCUCCUCGGAUGAGCAUUGAAUGGCUCACCUCGGAAGCGCGGGCACUUCCCUUCCUGCCCAUACAUAAUCGACGGAGAGAGCCUCGACCAGCUUCGGGAGUUCAUAGGAUGGUUGUAUUGGAUCCCAAGGGUCAUGCACUAAUCCUGCCCACAGCCACCUCUGGGUGGGCUCAAACCAACAACCUUCUGGUUAACAGUCAGAUGCACUAACCCACUGUGCCACCCUAUCUUGAGGCUUUGGACUUCUUCCCCAGAUGUUGUGAGGAUGGUGGGGAGGGAGACUGCCAAGUUCCACAGCUUCCUCACCUCUGCUCUACCCAAUAGAUUCAUUAAAUUUUAUUUGGGCAUUUGUAGCCCACUGCUCUAUGAUAAGUUCAAGGCAGCUUAUAAAGAAGAACUCACAGCAGAAAAAUAAAAUAGAGCGGAACACAACAAUAGUGCCAUAAACACAUCACCAUGAAAACUGCAUCGCUGUCAACAGCAGCAGUCUAAAAGCCUCCACUGAAAACAAGUUAUGGCAAGAAUAAUUGCUCCCACCAGUGACACUAAUAAUGGCAGUGGGACAGCGAGGAGAGCAGAUCCCUUGGGAAGAGGGGAUUCUUGAGUUGCACAAUACCAUACUCUGAUCAUAAGCCCAUUUUUUAUGAGUAAAUUCCUUUUCUAGGCCCUGGACCGUUCCCAGGACUCAUUGAUUUGUAUGGAAGUGGAGGAGGUCUUGUGGAAUACAGAGCCAGUCUUCUGGCAAGCCGAGGUUUUGCUACGCUGGCUGUUGCUUACAUGCACUUUGAGGAUUUGCCAACUUUCCCAGAGUUCUUUGAAGUGGACUAUUUUGGUGAGGCUGUAGAGUUCUUGCGGAAACAGCAGCAGGUAAGAGGCUUGCUAGAAUCACAGUUCUUUGGUGUUGUGUGCUGGCUGUUUUAUUUAAUUUAAUGCAUUUAUGCCAAAAGGCUCCCAGAGAGGCUUAAAAGAGGGCUUAAAAGAGUAUAAUUCAAGUACUAAGAGGGCUCCAUGUCCUCAAGUUCAUCAUUUAAAAAGACAAGACACAUGAGGAAAAGGGAGCAGGAGGGAAGAGGUAAAAUCCAGCUCAAGCACAAGUUCUCACAAGUUAUAAUUCUUACGACAUACUUAUUUAUUUCAACACUUAAUAUACUGUCUUCAGUAGAUGCCUGCAGUUAUAUGCCCCUUUCAGUUUCCAAUUCUCUUAAGAGCAGGGGGAGUGCUUUUUUCUUCAUUACUGCGUAGCGCUAAAUCCUUCUAACCAGUAGGCUUUUUAAAAGGGCGAUAAAACUGACAAACAUGCAGCUGACGGAAGUCCUUAUCCAACUGUUGUUUCAGGUGAGAGCUACAGCGAUUGGAGUCCUAGGACUUUCCAAAGGAGCAGAUCUUGCCCUUGCUCUAGCUACGUUUUGGCCAGGUAUCAGAGCGGCAGUCAGCAUUUCUGGCUCAGGUGUUAAUGCUUUUAUCCCCCUGCGAGUGAAGGGGCUCACUAUUCCUGCCUUUCCAUGGGACCUGGACAAGAUUAAGGACACCGGUGAUCCCGGAGUUGUGGAUUUCUCAGAAAUCAUGGCCGAUCCCAAAGACCCAGCUACCUGGCACUGCCGCAUCCCUGUGGAGACGUCCUUAGCCAACUUCCUUUUUCUGUCAGGGCAGGAUGACAAAAACUGGCCAAGUGAGUCGUUUUGUCGAGAAGCCGUUGGACACCUCAGGCGGAGUGGGCGCCGUGUGGAGUUCUAUUGCUACCCCGGGGCAGGGCACCUCUUAGAGCCCCCCUAUCUGCCUCUGUGCUAUUCCUCAUUUCACAGGCCGCUGGGAUUGCUCGUGGUCUGGGGAGGAAAAUGGAGAGAACAUGCAAAAGCACAGGAAGAUGCCUGGCAGAGGAUACUGGCUUUUUUCAGACAACACCUGCUGGAUUCCACUGUUAAAAGUAAUCUGUAGACUGUGGUUUUGUACAUGUGUGAAGGAGCUGGUUCUUAAUGUGCACAUCCCACUUGAGAUGUCGAGAACAGGUGCGACGCCUACCUGUUCAGCCAUGACCAGGUACCCUAGUAAUGCGCAACAGACCUCAGCCAAGGGAAUUGGUGAAAGCACAUUUCCCUCAAUGGCUCUUCCAGAAACUGACUGUGGCAGUUAUAAGCCCCUUUCAGUUUCCAAUUCUCUUAAGAGCAGGGGGAGUGCUUUUUUCUUCAUUACCACGUAGCGAUACUAUGAGCACUUUGUCAGGAUAUAAGUGUAAUGAGUGUGAUCUAUUCAGCUUCAACUUAGAACUCAGUUUUGAAAUAACUUGUCAUUUUGCAGCCAAACAAAGACAUGACAAGUUUACCAGCGCACUAGUGCCCUGGUCAUGUGGCAGAGAAAGGUCAUACCUAGCACACCCGCAGGGGUGUAUCCUCCAUUCACCUGGCCGCUUCAUUUCCUCCUGUCUCAUGCCAUCAAAAAGGUCUUUGAAAGAAAUCAAUCUCUUUACUCAUAUCAAGCCAGACCUUCUUGUGAACCCUACCACUUAGCAAAAUUUUGAGAAAGCCUGUUAAAUUUACACACCUGUUGCUUUCCUUACAUCUAAAUACAUUUAUUAUAUUUCAGAUCAACCUUAAUUAAUUAAUCAGUACAUUAAUAUGCAUGUAGCAUCCAUACACCUUGUUGGUACCUGGUAAGAGAAUGGCUUGACAGAGAGAUCUGUUCAGCGAAAGGGAGUGGUGAUAAUGCAAUGCAUUAUUGCUGGCUGAGGCUCGAUGAGAAAAUUUUCCUGAUAUGACAAUAAAAAAGUCAAUAGAAUAAAUGGUGCAGAGGAUGGCAUUUGGUAGGGCACGUUAAUAGUUCAAUCUGAUACCUGUCUUCUCAGAAGUAAGCCCCAUGGAGUUCAAUUAGAUGUAUUCCCAGAUAAGUAUGUAUUCGAUUGGAGUCUAGGAAUACAAAACAGUAGCUAAUCUAGAAAAUCAUUUUAGGAGAAAAGUGAACAACACCGAUAAACGGAGAAGUCAUCAAACUAUGGUACAAAUUACCAACAAUAAACAUGAUUUCCUCUUGUUUCAGUGUAGUCGUUUGUUUUAGAAAUAAAUAAAGAGUAACUACACUGCCGAGACUAUUUAUAAAACUAACAGAAGGCUAGUGUGGUGUAAUGGCUGGUUUGGGAUUAUAGACUUUAUGGUGCCCUGUUUUAGCCACUGCUACAUCUGGAGAAUAAUAUUCCUCUUAACUUUAAGUGAAAUCCUAUGCAUGUCAACUCAGAUGUAAGUCUUGGAGGAGGAGUCCAAGAACCUGCACUCCUCCAGAUGUUGCUGAACUUCAGCCAGGGGUAAUGGGAGCAGGAUUGUAAUACCUGGAGACCACAGCCACGUUCUCCACUUCUGGUUUAGCCUGUACUUUGAUUUUUUGGCAGAGAAAGUAUAAUCAUGUUUACCAUCCACAUUUACCAAUCCAUUUAUCUGUAGUGCGUGAAAAUUGCCGCACUCUUGAAUUAUGUCACUGUUCUUCCUUUGCUUUGUAUAGCUCUAUUCAUUAAGCAAUUUGUAAUGAUAACGUUUCUUUAUAUGUAAUUAAAAGUGGAAAGAGCUGUCUCCACAGGGAUUUUGUGAAGUUUAAUGUGAUAUUGCUGCUUCUGAAAGAUUUUUGUAAAUCCCCUAGAGUUGGGGUGUGUGUAUAAUGAGAGAGUAUAAAUAAAGAAUCUAAAACUAUGUUCAGAGAGCUCUUUUAUAUAUAUAGCAUGCAUUACCCCUGUGAAUGUUUUUAACACUGUAUAAAUGUUGAACCCUUCUUUUCUGAUUCCUCCAAAGCGUAUGGGAAAUUGCAGAUUAAACAUUAACUUGAAACUGAGUUCUGCCAAGAAGUUUGCUUACUUAAAACAAAACCAUCAGGAUCAGUUAUUAAACUAACACCCCCUUCCUGUUCCAGUUAUAUGUAGGAGUAUUAAAGUGCAUUAUUCUUAUUCUCUUUAAACUCACACAUUUUAUAUGUCAAAAGCUGACAUAGCACCUGCUUUUGACAUGAGUACAACAUCCUUAGAGGAUCCUGCUAUGGAUUUUAACCAGAUCUGGGCCAUUCAUUCCACUCAAAGUUUUGAACUGAUCAUCAGCUUGGCCGUUCAAGGAAGUGGCAAUGUAUGAAAUGGCCAGUUUAUGCCAUUUGCCCUUUCCCUUAAGUGAAUGAACUAAAAACACUUCCGCUUGCAAACUGAUGUUCUCUCAUGUAUUUGAAGCUAAAAUCUAGGCUUGCCCCAAACACACAGUAGGAGUGAGUUGUUAAAUUGCUGGAUGUUCACAGGGUGUGUGUGUUUAAAAUCUGUUCAAGUAUAAAACUAGCAAAGCAGAGAAUGGAUUUUUCUCCAUAGUGUGCUACAUUUUGUAUAUUCAUAAAGACUUUUGUGGGAAAAGAUUGAAGAACUGUAGUGGUACAGUCUACUCUCCCAGCAUAGGACUCUGCUUGUGUCAACCACACCUUAAUGUCAAGACAUGUAUCUUGGGUGUAUUUAAGGGAAAUGAGCACCCAUUCAAAAAAAUAAGAUGUGAGAAAAAGAAUGGCAUUUCUUACUCUGAAGAGUCACAAAUAAGGUGGAGCUUGGGAUGUGUAUAUAAUAUCUCACUAGCUCUUUGGCACCAGUCAUUUUCUUUAAUAAAAAAAAAGAAGGAAGUUAGGAGGGUACCUAACACAGCAGAAUACUUGGAUUCCUGCCCAUCACUACUGCCUCUCAUCUAUGCAAUGGACAUUCUAAUGCCUAAGGUAAUCAAAUAUUAAUCAAAUAUUUUAACUCUUUACUAGUGCUGGACAUGAUUUUCCUUACUGCAGAGGAAACACAAUACUUGACAAGCUGAAUUUCCACAACACGUAAGUGGCCAUGUAAGAUUUUUAGUGUAGCAGAUUGAGGGGUGUGUAUAACCCCCCUCCCCAAAAAAAACCCCCAGAAGCUUUUCUUUUGGGAAUUAUAGGGAAAGAACUACCUAAAUUGUAUAGAAAUUUAUUUACAUAUGCUACUACAGCAGCAAGAAUGUUACUUGCCCCAAAAUGGAAAGAAGCAGAAGUCCCAGCAAAUGAAGAAUGGAUACAAAAACUUAUGGAAUAUGCAGAAAUGGCGAAACUUACCGGAAGAAUAAGAAAUCAAGAUAACAAACUUUUUAUAAAGGAAUGGAAAAUGUUUAUUGAAUAUUUACAGAUAAAUUGUAAAUAGAUGAAAACAUUAGCUGGAUUAUUGUAAUAACCUGCAGUUUUAUAAGAGUAUAUAUUUACAGUAGAUAAUUAAAUGAGAAAGUUAAAUGAAUUUGAAUAUGUAGAAGAUAUUAAAAAUACAUAUAAGGAACCAGAGAAAGAGGGGAAAGGAAGUCAAGUUUUGAAAUUUUAAAUGGAUUGUAAAACUAAUGAAAUGUAUAAAUAAAAAACUAAAGAAAAAGAAGAAUCAGAAACAAGUAAGGGCACCUGACUUUAGAAGAGAUGAAUUAAUUUAAAUAUAUUUUCAAGAGAGUGAUAUUAGAAUAUAUAAUUGUUGAUCUAAAUGCCAUCAAACGCUGCCCAGUAUUAAUGAAGUCACAAAAUAUUUCUCAUGAUCAAAAGUCCAAAUUUAGUGAAAUGUAGAACAGCAAGACCAUAUGGACGGCAAUCUUCUUACCAAUGCUCUUCAUAAAGACCAAACCAAUGGAAUGAUGGAAGCUACAAAUCAAUUCAGCCUCAUAGACGCUGUCCCGUUGCUGCCUUUGGUCACAGUACUAUCCUGAGUCACGUAUAUGUCUUCAGACCAUGAGCAAACUUGCAGAAACACGUUCAGGUGCCUACAAAUCAUUUGAAAAUGGAUCACAUGUCAUCUGAUAAACCUUGAGCUGGGCGCUCCUUCGAGAAAAUCAAAAGAAUAAGAACGGAUGAAGAAUUUGAAAUCAGUGACGAGAAAGUGACCAGGUGUAGUGGCAUGACAGAAAUGUGGUAUUUGUUACGGGUCACAUGGAUGCUUGUUCUGAAAUUAAUACUUCAAUGGAGAAUAUAACAAAAUGCAUACUAUAUAAUUAGUGACCAACACAAGAAAGCCACUGAUAGAAGGAAUUGGUGUGACUUAAAGAACUCAAUGCUAAUUAGAUUAAGUGCUUUUGAAGAGAAUUCUCAAUUAAGGAACAUGGUCAAUAACAGCUAAUAUUGAAAUGACAAAGGAAGAUGGAAAUGGAAGCUAUGAGAGAGAAGUGUGUAAUUAAAUAUUUUUAUAGGUGAUUUUAAUAAUCACAGCUUUUUUGGGGGGGGAGGGGAAGUAUCCAAAUAUUUUUACAAUAGUAAUGUUUCUGGACCAGAGUAAGGAAGACUCAGUCAUAGUUCUGUAUUUUUUUUUCUGUACAAUGAUAGGAAUUUCAGAUAUCUUUAUUUUUAACUAGGGGGAAUGGUCAAUCUAUCCUUCUACUGAAAUGACUAAUAUUUUGUUUUUUGAUGUAAGUACCCAAGUUGCACAAUUAAUUCAGCAACAUUUGUUUUCUGUAAAGGUUGAAACAUUUCCAUUCUACCUGCUCUCUGUGAAAGUCAUCCAGGCUCGACACAUACCUUCAAGAGACCUAUGUGAGUGAGUUGUUAAAUCCAUUGCAUUGCAUUUACCUUGAGUUUUAUGGGAGUCCAGAACCUCUAUAACAAGAAUGUACACUGUCCUGCAUCUCUUUCAGUAUGUUGUCUUUUGAAGGUUCUUCAAAGUGUUGGAUAGAAGACUGGGAAACCUGUAUUUUCCCCUCUGCAGAAAAGCCUACAAAACCCUAUUAUUACCUAAUGAUAAUAAAGCACGAAAUAAUGAUUAUUGAUGCGGUUUUGUUUUGCUCUAGGGACUUCUUCUGAUUGUUAUGUGAGCCUUCGGCUGCCAUCAGCUUCAAAUAAACAAAUGAUGACGAAAGUAAUCUCAAACGCCAGUAAUCCUGUUUGGAAUGAAAGCUUCCAUUUCUUUAUCCAACCUGAGGCCAAGGUAGGCAGCUAUUAAACUAGAAUACUCUUGGUGAUUGGUUUCUGUGAAUUUGAAGUGUGUGGUAAAUGGAAAGCAGAGAGGAAGUGCAAGCAUUCAGUGCUGAGGCCUCACACAUUUAAGGUUUCAAGGGCAGAAUUUCAAAAGCAGAGAACAUUCUGGAGAUGUGCUUUCUGGCUUAAGAGAUAUCCAUUACGUUCUGUGGGACUGGCAUGUUCUGGAAGAAAUGGCCACUCCUUAAAAUAACAUACAAUUGGAAAGUCUGCCCUAUCCUCAACAGCAUGCUGUGAAAUGGAGUUAUAUGCCUUCUCUCAUGCCUUUCCUAUCUGUGCUCAGAAUGUGCUGGAACUGAGGCUCUACGAUGAAGACAUGGUCACCAAAGAUGAUCUCAUCUUCAUGGUUGCCUACGAUAUUGCUAAAGUGAGACCAGGGGAAACUAUUUGUGAAGACUUACUUUUGAACCGUCAGGUGAGAAUUGACACAACAUAUCCUUUAUUUAUGUAUUUGGGGCCUUUAUCACCAAAAGGUCCCAGAGCCAGUUACACAAUAGUAAAAAAAAAAAAAGUGCAGCAUAUGAAUAGUAUUAAUUAGGAAGACAGCUGAAAUUGCAUCAUCUUUAUCUUCCAUUCAUUUUAAUUUACCUUAUUCGUUUUCUGGGUGGCCUGCAGUGAGGGAGAGUAAUCUGAAUUGAUAGCUUAAUCUAGGCACAUAGGAAGCUGCCUUAUACAGAGUCAGACCAUUGGUCCAUCUAGCUCAGUAUUAGCUUCACUUUUGCAUGCAAAAAAAUGAGUUACAACCCUUUCUUACUUAAUUAGAGGGCAGUAAUUAGGAAAACUGUACAGUUUUAUGACACUGCUAUGACACAUGCAGCUAGUGUCAAUCGUGAUAAUUUUCUUCCCUUUCCAAAAAUGCAUUUCAUAGGCUGCUUCAUUUUGAGUUGCUGAAAAGCAGUCUUUGGCUACUCUUCCACCUUAGUUCUGGGAACAGUUGUUCAAGUGGAGUUUUCUGUGAGGGUUUGCCUUGGAGGGUUGUAUCACUUGGCCUAUUUGACAGACAGAAGCAUCCCGUGGGAAAAAGGGGCUGAUGCAGUGAGCAAGUAUAAUUUAUUCAGGCUAGCGUACAAUUAAAACAGUUGUUCCCUCAGGUAACAAGUGGUAAACUCUGUGUGGGCUGGUCUCAGAUGCCAUCGUUUCUUUUUUGUUCUUUCCCCUAUAGGGACCAGAGAGCCUUGAAGUAGAAUUCAAGAUGGAGAGCAUGUGAGUAAAUUUGUUCUGAUUAUAAAAUGGAGUUAAUAGACAUUAUCUCAAUUGGAAGCUAUCAAUCAAUCAAUCAAUCAAUCAAUCAAUCAAUACCUGGGCUCAUCCACCCUUCUAAUAUAAUUUUUUUUAUUUCUAUGUGUUUGCAGUUUGACAUACUAUUAGAACGCAGGAACAUAGGGAGCCACCUAAUACCAAGUCCAGUUAGAUCAGUGGCUCUCCAGGACUGAUGCCGAUUCCACCUGCCCCCCCCCCAGCUUGUCUGCACAGUAUUUUUUUCUUCAGCUUCUGUCACAGUGUCAAAACCACUCACAAAGUAUAAUUUUUAGGUUCUUGCUGAGGUGUUGUGUACGCCUGGUUGGAUUGCAAGUUAUGAAGGCCUAGUCUAUUACGUUAAACAGCAAAUGCUGAUUCUCCCGAGGGACGAAUAAAACUCAACGGAUGAAUGUAUUGGAAGGUUGAUUCAAAAUUAGGCUUCAGGAUAUUUAACUACGUGUUAAAAAUGUAACAUGCAUUUUGUUGCUGAAUGUUUUUAUAUUUUUCCCAGAUGUGGGGGCUUUGAGAGCAUUGCUACUAAUGGCAUCCUUAUGGUAAGACCCAUUGCCUAUUAACUAUUAACUAACUAUCAGCAUCUUUCUUAUAUUCUUCUUCUUAAUAUUGUAAUUUAUUACCCGCCCUUCACUCCAGGGUCCCAGGGCAGGUUGCAAUAAUUAAAAUAACUGAAGCAUGAAACCACUGAGGGGGGUUUGGAUUACAGUGGUACCUCUGGUUACAAACUUAAUUCGUUCCGGAGGUCUGUUCUUAACCUGAAACCAUUCUUAACCUGAGGUACCACUUUAGCUAAUGGGGCCUCCUGCUGCCGCCGUGCAAUUUCUGUUCUCAUCCUGAGGUAAAGUUCUUAACCCGAGGUACUACUUCCGGGUUAGCAGAGUCUGUAACCCGAAGUCUCUGUAACCUGAGGUGUUUGUAACCCGAGGUACCACUGUACUUUGUCAGCAGUAUGCUGAUGACACACAGCUCCACUUUUCCUUUACAUCUUUCAUUUGCCCCUGAAAGGGCAGGUAAUGGGGAGGGGGGAUACUUUUGGAUCCAUUGCUGUUGCUAGAGAUUGCCUCAGUGGCAUGGGCUGCGGAAGGCUAUAUACCUCAACUGUAGGGGGUUAUUGUUUUUCUUUGCCAUUAUGGUAUGUAUUUUUGUGUUUUGUAAACUGCCCUGUAAUCUUCAGAUGAAGGGUGGUAUGGAAACAACAACAACAGCCAACAAGCAACAACCACAACUUAAAAUUACAGAAAUAAGGAGGGUCCUAUAGGAGCAACGUAGUUGCAAACGAGAAACAAUCUGUAUGAUAUACUAGUCUUUGUCAAAUGUCUGAGGGUGGAUCUAAACACAGCGGAAAAAACCCGCUAUAAGUAAGUCAGAAAUUAGAUUGUUUUAACAAAAGAAAAAAAAUUUCUAUGGAAAGCCAUGUUUUAAAAUUUCCUGCUCUCUGGCGCCAUCUGGUGUUGCAUGUUUAUUGCGCAUUCAAAUCGUUGUUUCUUUACUAAUGUAGCUGAGUCCUGAGAUAGUCAUUCCAAGCAAAUAAUUAAUUGUGAAAUGGUCCUGUACUGUAGAAUAAACGGAAAUACUUUAGCAGAGCAACAGUGCCUUUGAAGAUCAGGAAAAAAUAGUCCUGGGCAGAUCACAGUCUUUUCAACCUCCAUUACAUGUCUUUAUAAAGUGGGAAUUAUGUAUGACACAGACCUUUUCCAAGUUCAGUGAUGAAAAGGAAUUUUGCACAUAAAAAAUGCUGUGAUUAUAUAAAGUCUUAUGAUUAUUUUUUAAUGAAAGUACACCUUAAAGAAACUGUGGGAGGGCAGGUUUUGGAGCAGACUGCAGGUGUUGGUGGAAGUUUUGAACAAGAGCAGGAAGAUUUGCAAGCCUAGCUAUGGAGUAGAGUCGGCCUGAAUUCUAGGGUUGCCAUAAAAAUCAGGACAACCAGAAACUUGUUGAGCUUGAAAACCUGAAACUUUGGACUUUGUUUUGCUAAGUGCGCCUCACUUUGUAAGCCAAGCAGAAAGAGCAUGGAGAUUAUUAAUGAACAGUGCCACACAGAAUAGAGCCAAACAGAAAUAAUACGGAAAACAUUAACUAAUGUAGUUGCUUAUAACCUGUCAUGUUUGAUUCCAGGUUAAAAUUGAAAAGAAAAAUACAGGAAUCUUCCAGGAUCAGAAUAGGCAAAAGGAACAUUAUAGGUUACGUUUGGAUGGCAAAGUCCACGUUUUGAGGUUCUGCUUUGUUUUUUACUAGAACAUUAAGGUCUACUAACAAGAUGCAAGUGCAAGACAGUGGUGAUGGUGUGGGUGCGUGGGGGUGGGGCAACAUAGAAUUAAGGAACAAACUGUCCCUGAGCAUAGGUUCAGCCCAGGAAUUUGUUUUCAGUACCAGAACUGAGCGCAAAGAUCCGAGUCACACAAUAAUCAACUUCUUGUUUCAUCCUCCCCAAACGUUAUUCAUCUCGGCAACCUAAUUUAGAAGUGGAGAAAAGCCUUUUCGUUGCUGUAAUUGUUAAAUGAUUGGGAAUCAGAAACCCUUGGUUAUGUGCUGCAAACCAUUUAGAUAUGUACCUUUUUACCUUUUACCUACCUUCCAUCCGCCACCUACUCCUUAAGACUCCCCUUAAAAGGAGUUACUGUUGUUAUUUAGAUCAUUUGUAUACCACUUAACAAAUAAAGUAUGUUUAAGCAAUAUGCAACCAAUUAAAAGAACCCAUGCAUAUUACAAAGGUAUGCAAUAAAAUCACCAAUGGAAUGCACCAAUAAAUAUAUACUGAUGUUAGUACUGAAACUGAGUACUAAUGGUAACCCCUUCUCCUUCUAACAUGCCUUCUGAACACCUCUUAGCUCUCACCCAGAAUUCCACCUUGGCUCUGACUCAGGGACCAAACAAAUGGAACCCUGAAAUCUCUCAGAACAAAGCAGCUGAGCACUCUUGUGUUUAUGGUCAGGCACCAAGAUCUGAUGGAGUUGCCCACAGCUGUGUCCUCUUCAGAACUCUGCACACCCCACACACCCAGGACUCAGCUACACAGCUGCAAAUAAAAUGUUUUAAAUAAUAAUUUAUUAUUUCUACCCUGCCCAUCUGGCUGGAUUUCUCCAGCCACUCCAGGUGGCUUCCAACAAAAGAUGUGUUGUAAAGUGCAUUAUACACAUGUGACAUUAGAUGACAACAGUGAGCUAUGUAAAAUUCAAUGUAAUUUUCAAAGUGUUUGAAAACAAAGCAUUUUCACAGCGUUUUUUUUAUUUUAUAUGUGUGUAGAUUCCACCCCUCUGUUUCAGACUACAGCAGGCUUAGUGAAUUCAACCUUCUAUGAUUGUUAUGUUUUCUUCCCAGGCCCGUGAGGUUUCACGUUUAGACAUUAAGAUGGACAAGUGGAAGAAUGAGGAGUGUUUGAAAAGUGAGUCCCAUUCUUGUGAAUUUGUUAAGUAGACAACCAAAGAGCGAUCUCCACUGAAGCCUCUUUUCAAUUGUAAGGCGUAACUGUACUGGUAGUUUUCGUAAAUGCAAUUGCUGCUGUAUCUCUCUUGCUUAUACAGUGGUAUCUUGGGGUAAGUACUUAAUUUAUUCCGGAGGUCCAUUCUUAACCUGAAACUGUUCUUAACCUGAAGCACCACUUUAGCUAAUAGGGCCUCUUGCUGCCGCCGCGCCGCCGCAGCACGAUUUCUGUUCUCAUCCUGAAGCAAAGUUCUUAACCCGAGGUACUAUUUCUGAGUUAGCGGAGUCUGUAACCUGAAGCAUAUGUAACCCGAAGCGUAUGUAACCCAAGGUACCACUGUAAUGCCAUGACAUGGUGCACGCAACUGCAAAGUACAGUAAAAGUGGGAUGGUCAACUGUCUCUCUCUCUCUCUCUCUGUGUGUGUGUGUAGGGAGGACAGAGGGUAUCAGUUUGUCUGUCUGUCAAGCAGGAACACUUGUUCAAAAACAAAAUGACUAGAAGAGCAUGACAGUGAAUUCCACCAUUUGUUUUCAGCCUGUCUUGUACCAUUUUGUUGCAUUGUUUAAAAUUAUUUUCAUAUGAAAGCCAGUGUGGUAUAGCAGUUAAGAGUGUUGAACAAGGACCUAGGAGACCAAGAACUUGGGCCAUUAAUUAUCUCUGUCUUGUUGUGAGGAUAAAUUGAGGUUGCAGGCAGGGACAAACCAUGUACACUGCUUUGAGCUCCAUGGGGGAAAGGAUAUACAGUAAAGUAGUACUGUAUAUCUUCAGUACACCUUUGUACUGUAUAUUCUUUAGUACACGUUUGCACUGAAGAAGGGAGGUAAAGAAAUAUUUUAACUAAAAUAAUUCUUUCUCCUAGACAAUAAAAAUAUUGAACUUGUGGUGAAGGAAUCCUUUGAAGAAGCACAGGCGAUCACCCAGGAGUCAGAAAGCUUCACAUUUCACUGUGUGAAGAACUGGGAGCCAAAACUGGAGGCCAGUACGAAGGUAACACUUUGCUUACCAAGGACAGCUUUCCUCAGUGUACCUGCAGGGGCAGAUUAACUAAUGCACUAAAGGACCAUUACAGAGUAGCUUGCUGAGAAAUUGGACCCUUGGUGUGCUUUAAUAAAUAAAGAAUCUAUCCACAUAAUGCUGACACAAAAACUCUGCAUACACUAUGCAAAAGAAUUAAAUAUCAUUAUCCCCCCCUUCUCUCAUCCUCCUCUCUCUCCCCACUUCUCUCUCCCCACAACCUCACAAUGCCCAUGACAGCAGUGUUUCACACAGAAUGUAAUUGACCUGUAGAAAGGACUCUAUGAAUUGAAAUAGAGAUGUUAUAUGUACAGUACCUUUGUUAUACAUGAAUAUCUUUUAAUAAAAACAUUUUUUUAAUGUCCUUGCUGGCAGAGUGUGCUUUUCCUGUUCUCCCAUAUAGUAAGGGCCAAACAGUGAGGGAUUCAUAUGUAGAACAGGCAGCAGUGUUGAAAUCAGUCAGUAUCUAGAGCCUCAAAUGUGUCUCAUUUUGCUUCCUUUGCGAUGUGUGCUAGAGUGUGUCUACAUUCUUGUGAUUCGUUUUAGGGUAAUUCCUUUGUGGGGAAAUGGCUUGGAGAUGCUACUACUGAUUGUCCAAGUGUGUUGCUGAAAUCCCUCCCUGCAGGAGAGGAAACAAAAGUAGCCUUGCCUUUAUCAAAGGUAUGUGGCUUCAUCUUUUUCAUAGAAUCAUUUAAUUGUAGAGUUGGAAGAGACCAGAGCAGUCCUCUAAUUCAACCCUCUGCAAUGCAGAAAUCUUUUGCCCAACCCACGACCCUGAGUUUAAGAGUUUCAUAAUCUACCAACUGAGCUGUCCUGUCGAGUUUCAAGUGUGAUAGAAGUAAUUUCUUGGCACAGAAGAGAAGAAGGAAGUAGUUCUUUGCCAAUAAAACCACACAUUAGUUCUGAAAUUUAACAGGGGAUUUGUAAAUUCAUUGUUCCUUUCAAAGAAUGUUAUCCUUGUGUCCAUAUCAGGAUUUAAUUGUUUGUAUUUUAGAUUACUAAGUUUGAAUGUUUUUGCCCUUGUCAAAGCUCUACUUUGUGUUCCAUAUCCAGAACUUUUAUAAACAGAAAACAGUCUAGUGGCUAAGAAAUAAUCUUUCAGUUACCUAGAUUUUGGGAUGGUGUAUGCCUCUUCCACUGCUCUUAAGAGACCCACAAGUGCCAUGCUUGGAAAUGUUUAUGAAAAUGAAACCCUGGGAUUGGUAAUAAACAAUCUACGGUGUUAUAUUUAUGAACAUUACACAGUGCAUUUGCUUAGCACCUUAACAUAGGUAAACUCAACUUCUUCAUUUUCAGGAUGCAGAAUUGGAGUUGCAGCUCCAGGUCAAUGACUGGUGAGAAAUUAUUAUUUAUUAUUAUAUUAAAAUCAAAUCAAAUAAGAAAUUCUUGUCUGUUCAGCUUGGCUCUGUAUAGUGGUAAAAACUUCCAGCUCAGUCCAGCAAAUCACAUACUCAUGCACUUCACUUUAAGAAAGCCCAAUAAUUAGUUGGAACAAAUACUAUUCAUAUCAUAUCCUUCUACAUCCGCCAGAGACUAUCCAAUGUUAUAGCAUAGCAAUGAUGGUAAUGAGAGAUGCAGAGUCUGUUCCUUUCUUACCUUCAUUUUUGGCACAUUUUAGUCCUUGUCUGAGUACCAGGCCACCUUCAUGUUUUAAAAUCUCACAACAAUGAUAAAACACACAAAAAAAUCUACUGCACAAAGUUCUCAGUUUCAAAUUACAUAGCUGCACAGCACUGCUUUCUACCUCCAUAUGUCAGGUGACAAAGGGAGGUGCAUUUCUUUCUUUUUAUUCCAGUUUAGGAGAUUUAGAUGUGCGUUUGGGAUGUGAUCUCUGUGGGGCUGAGCAGGACUUCCUGUCUAAGCGCAAGAAUGUGGUUGCCAGUGCUCUAAAAAAGGUUCUUCUGCUGGAGCAGGAGCUGCAAGGACAUGAGGUACAUGUGCUUCAUUUUGUGACCCAAAGCUACUCAUGUUAGUGCAAAAAUAUAUAAAUAGCAGUUUAUUUAGUGUGGGUAUUGCAGAGAAGCUGCUUUGUUGAGAGAAAUCAACUGUAGCAACACAUUGUUGAAGGAAAAUAGAGUCAACAGAUAAGAGGACCCACAGAAAAGCAGACGCUCUUAAAUGCAUUUUCUCUGAUAGACAUCCCCUGAGGAGAAAAAAAGAGUAAGCUUCAAAUGUGUGCUUUUUGUAAUAAAUACCUUUUAUUCUUUGAACUGGUAUUCUCUCUCCCCCUCCACCCCCUGGAAAGAAAGUGUUAUGGCCUACUGACAUUGGAUACAGGUUAUGUGGGAUGGCUAAGAGAGAAAAUAUUAAUUACAAUUUAUAUCUCCAGUUUGCCACGUGUGUGGGUUAAGCAGAGCAUUAAAAUCCCAUCCUUCAUAAUGAAAAUAGAAGCUUUGGAACUAGGUUGAGGGGCCUUUCCUUUUCUGAGCAAUUCCCCUUGGUUUCCCUCUCUAUAAAAGAGUCAGGCAACAAACAGCUUACAAAGUAAGCUUAACAGUCUUGCACUGGACCACGGCAACGAUAGUAGGAAAGCUAUGCAGGACAAAAUUCUUCUAGGUUUCAAAAUACAUGGUUGAUUAGCGCACACAGACAUGCAUCUGCAUCGAAGGUGAGGAAAGGAGUGAGAGAGAGGCUGUAGGAAGGAGAAAGAAUUAAAAAUCUAUUUUUCAUCCCAUCGCAGGAAACAGGGGAAAUGACAUCACACAGAGCUCUCUCUGCACCAUUUACAGUGGACGCUCGGGUUGCGAAUGUGAUCCGUGUGGGAGGCACGUUUGCAACCCGCAGCGUCCACAGCCUGCAGCGCCGUGUCUGCGCACACGCAGGUUGCAAUUCGGUGCUUCUGCGCAUGUGCAAAGCACCAAAACCCGGAAGUAACCUGUUCCGGUACUUCCGGGUUUCGGCGCUUCUGUAUCCCGAAAACGCUCAACCUGAAGCAUCUAUAACCCGAGGUAUGACUGUAUAUUCCUAUGAUAUGGACCUGCCUAUCUAGCAAUACAGCUCUGUGGUCGCUUACCCCUAGACUUACUAAUAUUUAGAUAUUUGACUGGUAAUCCCGAACAAGUUAGGCACAGUUACUGGUAUUUCCUGUUUACUCCAUCCUGUUUGUGCCACAGGUCCCAGUGAUAGCUGUCAUGGCAACAGGAGGAGGAGCCAGAGCAAUGUCAGCUUUUUAUGGACACCUCUCUGCCCUUCAGAAGCUGAAUCUUCUAGACUGCGUGACAUACCUCUCUGGAGCAUCUGGCGCAACAUGGUAAUGUGAAUUAGCAUUGUGAAAAAUAGCAGCUGCUGGAGAGGCCUGGUCAGAUUUGAGGUUGCUGCACAUGUGGAAGGGUUUUAAAAAAAAUAUUUAUCGCCAACAGUAGCUUCAAUAACAACUUCUGUCCGAUGGCAAAUGUCAGCUUCAGGGAGAGAAACAAUUGUACAGUACAGUGGUACCUUGGUUCUCGAACUUAAUCCAUUCUGGGAGUCUGUUCGACUCCUGAAACAGUUCAAAAAGCAAGCUGUGGAUUCCGAUUGGCUGCAGGAGCUUCCUGCACUCAAUCAGAAGCCGCAGAAGCCUCAUCAGAUGUUCGGCUUCCAAAAAAGUUUGCAAAGUGGAACACUCACUUCCAGGUUUGCGGCAUUCAGGAGCCAAAACAUCCGAGUAUCAAGGCGUUUGAGAACCAAGGUACGACUGUAUUAGGCACCAUGGUGCAGGGUUGGGGAAAGCGUUCAUCCCUCUCCCUGUGUGCCAUAGUCUAAAACCUGACUAGGCCCUCCCCCGGUUUCUUUUUAAAGCAUCCCUUCCAAAUCGAACAUGUAAUCUACAUUCAUGUAAUCUACAAUAUACUUUUGGGCCCUAUACAUAUGAGGGUAGAUUUUGUGAGUGUAAUUUACAAGGCAGUUUAAAUUAUAGUGUUGCCCUGUUCUGAAGGUGUUAUUUUUUCUGUAGGACAAUGAGAAGUUUGUAUGAAGAUGCUGACUGGUCUCAAAAGGACCUGAUGGGUCCAAUCCACAGAGCACAGGAAUAUAUUGCUAGGAGCAAGUCAAGUGCUUUCUCCUUGGAGGCCCUACAGCGCUAUGAUGUGGAGCUAAGGCAGAGAGCUCGAGAGGGGCACUCGGUUUAUUUUACUGAUGUAUGGUCCCUUAUAAUUGACCGCAUGUUCCAUGACGAGGUAUGUGUUCCAAAGACCCUCUUACCCUAAGGAUGUUAAGUGUCUUCAUCUUUCCUUCCAGACAUUGCUUAGACAGACGGAGACCCCCCAAGGCCCAGGCAACCCCCAGGAGGUAUAAUGACACCUGACAACGUGUUAUGGGAUUGAAAUUGGUCACCUUUAUUAAAUUCUCAGAUGUAGGAAGACCUUGGCUUAGGCAUUGGGCAUUUAUCCCUCCCAGUCCCCAACCGGGGAUCUGGGGAACAUCAGGGUUAUCCAAAGUGUGGGGGGAUUGGGCUGACUCUGGAGAACGUCUGUUCAAGCAGAGAGCCUGUCCCCCAUUUCAGCGCGUAGCAGAGAGCACUGACAACCCAUUGGUGUAUGGCCAGUGCCUCCCCUCAAAAUAACCCCUUUAAUGGGAACCCUGGGAUCGCCACUGCAGGGGGGGGUCACCGCUUCACCCCCCCCAUUGAGGGAAGAUAGACUAAAGGAUUCCACCCAAGGCCUACAAACCGCCAAAGUUGUGACGUUUUGCUAUGGCGAAGGUGAAACCUGCCAAUGCAGGGACAUUCCUUCCCGGUCCCUCAAUGGCGACCAUCUAGGACCGCAGCAGUGCCUGCAUAGCUGUAAAGAAGAAGGUUAAACUGCGAAAGAAGGCAUAAAUUGAGGGAGGGCAGGGUGGGGAAGUUCAGGAGCCGACAGGACCAACAGGUAAGUUACACCCUCUAUUGUGAGUGUGGGCGGUCCUAACUCUACCUGGCCAAUUCCCUUGGCAACACGCCCCCCCAGCCAGGAUUGGCUGAUUGACAGGGCUAGGUGGGAACCUCUAGGUAUCCAGCUGGGGGGGCAGCACAGCCAACUACCUUGCUGGGGGUCUAGUUGUCCCUGGCUGGGCUGCGUGUGACCAUGCAAAAGCAGUCCCCCAGUUAAUGCAGGGAGCGGUCAUUCUAGCUCUUGGGCAGUAGCAGAUGGCCUGGUGAGGUGGCAGCACUCACCUGACCUCCAGUCAAUUGUGUUGUUGUUGCUUACUGGGAACUAGAGGGUGAGGAGGCUGUGCUCCCGGUCAGAGGCAGUAUGCUUUUGAAUACCAGAUGCUAGAAACCAGAGGAGCGGAGAGUGCGCUUGUGCUUGGGUUCUGCUUGUGGGUUUCUCAGAGGCAUCUGGUUGGCCACUGUGAGAACAGGAUGCUGGACUAGAUGGGCCAUUGACCCGAUCCAGCGGGGCUGUUGUUAUGGUGGUUGCCGAGAUGCAAAUGCACCAGUGGAGCCAAUCCACCACUCCUGCCAGUGUAUUUGCACUAUGUUGACCUUGCCACCACCUGGCCGCUCCCUCUUUACCGCUCGGUAAGCAGCCGCAACAUGACUCAACAGAGGUCAGGUGAGAGCCACAACCCAACCAUGCCGUCUGCUGCUUGGUUUGGAAGCAUCUGUUGCUUCAUAAUUUAUUUUCUGCCUUUGAAUUUCUUCUUGUUUUCUUUGUGUUUCAUUGCAUCAUUUCCUCUUAGCAAAGUGAUAGCAAACUUUCUAGUCAGCAACAGGCUGUGACUCAGGGGCAGAAUCCAUUGCCUAUCUACCUGGCCCUCAAUGUCAAGAAGGACACCCAGAGCACUUGUGAAUUUAAAGGUAAGCAACUCAACAAUCUUGAAACCAUGUCAGGGGGCUUCAGUGUGUAAGUAGUUCAGAACAGCAGCCAAAAUGAAGACUUACUCAAAGUAGGCCCACUGAAAUGAAUGAAUGUGACUAAGUUAGGUCCAUUCAUUUCAAUGGUUCUGCUCUGUACAAACCUUUCCUGAAUUUCACCCAAAGAGAGCAAUUCUGUCUUCAUCAUUCUCCUCUCAAACUUCCUCCUGAUUUUAGGCAUUGGGGUAUAUUUUUCUCCACUUCUCUUCUCUCAUUCUGCUUAUAGAAUGGUGUGAAUUCUCCCCAUAUGAGGUUGGAUUUUCUAAGUACGGGGCCUUCAUUUGCCCAGAGGAUUUUGGAAGUGAUUUCUUCAUGGGACGACUAAUAAACAAGAGACCAGAGUCUCGGAUCUGCUAUUUGGAAGGUGACUUAAUUUUGAUUUGAGGAAAGUUAUCUUUUGGUGAGAAAAAUUGCCAAACUGAGUCCCAAUCUUGCCAAAUUCAAUAUUAGUAUUACCAUAGUAAGUGUAGCUUGUUAUCAAAAAUCUGUAACUCUCUCUUGAGCAUUGAGCUGAUACAGUGCUGUAGAUGUGGGAAAUUCUAAAACAUGCAAGAAGAAAAAACAGCUCAGACCCUCCCCUGUAUUCUCCUUCCAUGUCUAUCUAACUAUGUUGGACAAUCACACACACACACACACACACAGCACACAUAGAGAGAGCCCUGCUUCCUCCUGCUCUCCAUCCUCGACAGGGUCUAUAUCUGACAGUAGAUGUUUCUUCAUUUUUUUCCUGCUAGUUAAUGGGCUGCCUCUGCAACACAGCUGCCUGCCUGAACCAUCCUCUAAAUCAGAGCUUUCCAAACUGUGUGUUGCAACACGUUUGUGUGUUGGCUGCAGUGUGUAGGUGUGUUGCACAAAUGCUCCCCAUGCUCUUCCCAGAGCUGGAAGGGGAUUAGUUUAACCUCUGGCUUUCUAGUAAAAUUGAAUGUGUCAUGAAAUGAUGCAUGUCUAAAAAGUGUGUCACCAAUAUGAAAAGUUUGGAAAGCUCUGCUCUAAAUGAAGCAGGAGACCUCCAGAUUAGCUGCUGCAAAGUUCCACAGAAUCAUAGCAUUGUAAGAGUUCUCAAAACCCAUCUAGUCCAACUUACAAGUGAUGCAGAAAACCCUUUAAGUCAGCCUUUCAAAAACUGAUCCUUUGGAAGUUCAGUCCCUUAAUUUCUCAGCUAAAUGCUGCUUCCAGCUGAUUGCAGAGUAGCAAAGCCUUAGCUGCACCAAAAAGGACAAGUGUGGAAAGAACAUGUAGGAAGUAGUGGCCUGUUGAAAUUGUAGCAAAAACCUUCCACCAAAUAAUCCUGCACAUUGCAGGCCUGUUCGCUUUUUAUUAGACUUAUAACUCCUAUCUUGAAAGCACAAAGUAGGUAACAGCUGAAGGCAAAGGUCCACCAAGAUACUAUCACCUAACUAAUCCAAAUCUCUCAUUUCAUAUCAGCUCAGCACCAUCUAAGUCAGAGGUUUCCAAAUGUUUGGGGGUUGCAAACCCCUUCGUUCCAUAAAUACAUCCCCAGUGCCCCCUAUGCUUUAAAAAGCAUUAUUCAAAAUAGCAGUUUGCAUGAUCCACUAAGGAAGAUUACCAAACAACAAAAUUCAAAACAGUAACAAAAAAUUACACAUUUAUUCAAAAUCCAACUAAAACUACUUAGCUUAAUUAAUUCAACAAAAUUGAUGAAACUCAUCCAGUGAUACCAACUUUUCAAAGUCUGAUAGUCAUGUACACCUCUGCCACUCCCUUGCCUCUUAUUGACACCCUAGGUAACCCCACUGCCCCCCAGUGUGUGGUACUGCUCAUUUUGGCAAUCACAUAUCUAAGAAAUAGUGCCAGUAAAAUGAUGGGGAAUGGGGAGAGAACAGGGCUGCCAGAUCUGCUCUCAUUUUCAUGUCCAAAGCUCACACAGAUGUAGGGAUUUCUGGGGCUGUAGUAAGAUUCGAAUUUAAAUACAUCAACCUACUUCACAGAAACUGAGAAACAAGCAGGAACUGAGAAACAAGCAGGGCUGAUCCAUGCUUCUUUAAUUAGCCUCCAGAUAACCAGGUGAGUUCUUAGGGAUUGAGAAUGACAAAGAGAGGUGCUGAAAGUCUUCAUUUUGAAUAUGUUUACAUUUACAGGCAUUUGGAGUAACAUAUUUUCCUUGAAUUUGAAGGAUGUUCACCACUUAUACAAAUCCUGGCAGUGGCCUUUCCCAGACCAAGAAAAGGAUGAAGGUAAGAAGUGGCCUGGGUAAUUUCUGUUAGUUCAGUGGCAUUUUUUCAACAGAGAAGGAACUGAAGAAUAAAAUGCAUCACUGUGCAGAUACAGCAGAGAAUCUGCAAAGCAGAUGAUCAUAAUCUGAACAUUGUAGCUAAUUUGUGAGUUUUACCCAUCCAUCUCUGUGGGGUUGUUUUUCACACAUAUACCUGAUUUCUCUGCCUGACUUACUAGGAAAGCACAUGCUACUUUAAAUGGUUUUGAUUACAUUUAAAGUCUUUGGCUGCAAUCCAUAGAAAUGUGUGUGUUAGUGUGAUUGUGCAGGUGUGCAUGUCACAUCUAAUGCACAAAGCAUUGCUGCAAGUGUGAAAUACAUUGAGUGCAAACAAAUGGACUAUCUGGAUUGGAUGUAAGAGUAGAUCAGAACCAUAAUUUCUAUUCUAACCAUUUAUUUAUUUAUUUAUUUAUUUAUUUUAAAGCUCAGAAUCCGCCUUCUUCAGAAGCUAUGCCAUCUGCCCAGGUUCUGUGUGGCAGCAUAAAGAAGGGAGGUUUGAUUGCACAUAAAAGAUGUCCAAACCUCACAAAUGACUACUUUGACCAGUAAACAGCUAGUGCACAUAGUGUUGUUGUUAGUUUUUGAGCAUCAGAAUUUAGAAUUUCUCAUAGUAUGUGCUUUUUGCUGUUUCUUCAAGAUAAAGGCAACAGGGCUUCUAUAAAUCAGCUCUCUCCAUGUCACACAGCUUGUUUCAUUCCACCAAUGAACAGAUCCAGCAUCUUCAAUGGAAUUCUGA